This is a messenger RNA of Suncus etruscus (white-toothed pygmy shrew), 1642 nucleotides long. It is a transcript of the gene LMAN1L, whose product is annotated as lectin, mannose binding 1 like. The record is from RefSeq and is a predicted model, not a curated record. The transcript is spliced from 12 exons. Gene Ontology annotation, cellular component: endoplasmic reticulum-Golgi intermediate compartment; Golgi membrane; endoplasmic reticulum membrane. Gene Ontology annotation, molecular function: D-mannose binding. Gene Ontology annotation, biological process: Golgi organization; endoplasmic reticulum organization; endoplasmic reticulum to Golgi vesicle-mediated transport. Bases 119 to 1642 code for a protein of 507 amino acids. NCBI's taxonomy places the organism in Eukaryota, Metazoa, Chordata, Mammalia, Eulipotyphla, Soricidae.
AGUGCCCAAACCUAGCUCCUGGCUGCUCCCCAGCUACCACCACCCACCUCCUCAGGGCUCUCCCAGGCCACACAGCUCCGAAAGCAGUCGGGACCAAGCAAACUCCAGAUCCUUCAGCAUGCCACUGGGAGUAGGGGGCCCUGAGCCUUUGAUCUGCCUUCUCCUCCUUCUGAUCCUGAUGCCCCACAGUCGUGAGGAGGGCCUUCCUCCACAUCGAAGGUUUGAGUACAAGUUCAGCUUCAAAGGCCCACAGCUGGCAUCACCAAGUGCUGGGAUACCUUUCUGGAGUCAUCACGGAGAUGCCAUUCCAGGCCUGGAGGAGGUGCGGCUGGCCCCCUCUCUGAGGAACCGGAGUGGGGCUGUCUGGAGCAGGGCGCCUGCUUUCUUCUCUGCCUGGGAAGUGGAGGUGCAGGUGCGAAUCACCGGACCAGGGCGCAAGGGAGCCCGGGGUAUGGCUGUGUGGUACACUCAGGACCGAGGUUCCAGGAGCACUAUGCUGGGGGGACCGGCCUCCCCAGAUGGCAUUGGGAUCCUCUUUGACUCCUCAGCGGGGGACCCCCUGGUGAGUGGUGUACCCCUGCCUGGACCCUGCUCGCUUUGCUCUGGCCCUUCCUCUGAGCCCGUUCCAAAUGCCCACAGGGAGGCAGCCCCAAAAGUACUAGGCUCUUGCCACCGGGACUUCCGGAACCGGCCAUACCCCUUCAGAGUACGGAUCACCUACUGGGGGCAGAGAUUGCGUGUGUCCCUGAACAGUGGCCUCACUCCCAGUGACCCAGAGGAAGUCUGCACCAAUGUGGGUCCCCUGCUCUUGGCCCCUGGAGGUUUCUUUGGUGUCUCUGCAGCCACCAGCAUCCUGGCAGAUGACCAUGAUGUCCUGUCCUUCUUGACCUUCAGUUUGAGCGAGUGGGGUCCAGAGAUUUCCCCCCAGCCCUUCCUGGAGGAGGAGCAGAUACGGUUGGAGAAGCAGCUGGAAGGACUUCGGGCAAGACUGGCCUUAGGCACCAAGGAGGACCUGAGUCCAGAGCUGAAUUUCCAAGGCCAGGAAGGGGGGGAAGAACAAUCCUUCAACUUAGAGGACACAAUUCGUAGACACAGCCAGGUCCUGCAAGCUCUCCAGACACUCUCCCAACAGCUGGGCCAGGCUGGCAGAGAAUGGAAGCGGCUGCUGGGGUCCUCAGGUCAAGGAGUAUGGGAUUUUGCCAAAGUCAGUGCCCUUCUCCAAGGUCAGCAGAACCUGCUCCAGGCACUCCGGGAGACUCGGGAUGCAGCUGCUCAGAUGGUCUCGAGGGUCCAGGUUUCCUACCUACCUGUGGGCACCAAGCAUCACUUCCUCGAGCUGACACAGACCCUGAGCCACCUGCAGAAGGAUCUGCGGGGCCAGGUGAAAGCAGCAACCAAGGACACCCGCCCUCCAGGCCGACUCUCAGGGACCUCCCCAUGCCUGAGGCCUGGAAGUUUCCUGUUCUUCCUGAUCAUCCAGACCAUGGGCUUCUUCUGUUACGUGCACUUCAGGCAGGAUCUGGACAAGAACCUUCGGGAGUAUUUGUCUUCAGGCCGACUUCCUUUGAGUCCUGCACCUCCAUUUCCCAAGAGUCUGGGGGUGCUCAGAAGACAGCCCCUUCCUCGUAGUGAGCAUGCAUAA